Molecule: messenger RNA, 3715 nt
Organism: Uloborus diversus
Lineage: Eukaryota; Metazoa; Arthropoda; Arachnida; Araneae; Uloboridae
Product: scoloptoxin SSD20-like
Biological process (GO): glutathione catabolic process
Cellular component (GO): plasma membrane
Molecular function (GO): glutathione gamma-glutamate hydrolase
Source: RefSeq, a predicted model, not a curated record
UUUUCACAAACAACGAGACCGGAGAUCUACUGAAGGAAAGCGAAAUUAUGAGAAGGCCGGAUCUCGCUGAAACGCUGGAAAUAAUUGCCAAAGAAGGUAAAAAGGCUCUGUAUGGCAAAAGCACGCUUGCGGAAAAGUUCUUACAAGACCUGAAGAACUCAGGAAGCAUCAUCGACAAAACGGACCUCCGAAAUUACGUGCCAGAGUGGCGUCGUGUCGUUGCCGCCCGGUUGCGAGACAACAUGACGAUGUUCUCCGUGUCUCCUCCAGGGAGCGGACCCCUCCUCGCCUUCAUCCUCCACGUCCUUGACGGUUACGGUGAGGACUUCAGCCUCGAGGGGGCGACCGGAAGUCGGGAUCGGGCGACGUUGGCCUUGCAUAGGAUGCUGGAGACAUUCAAGUUCGCCUACGCGAAGAGAAUGUACAUGGAAGAUGAUGAUUCUCCCGAGAUGCAACAGAUUGUGAAGCAGUUGGUUUCUAGGAGUUACGCCGACUCUAUCCGAGAGAAAAUAGAUGACACUCGGACGUUCGACGACCCAGGCCACUACGGUGUCAACGUCACAGUGCACGAGGACCACGGUACAGCUCACGUGACAGUCGUCGGUCCAGACGGCGAUGCCGUUGUAGCGACGACCACUGUCAAUCAGUACUUCGGAAGUCUGAUAAUGUCUCCACAAACGGGCAUCAUACUGAACGACGAGAUGGACGACUUCAGUUCGAGGAACAUCACCAACUACUUCGGCCUUCCUCCGAGUCAGAAGAACCUGAUCCACCCGGGAAAGCGCCCCAUGAGCUCCAUGUGCCCCACCGUAGUCGUCGACAGCAACGGAGACGUCCGAUUGGCCGUGGGAGCGAAUGGAGGGACGCAAAUCACCACCAGCGUCGCUCAGGCUAUUGUACGGAAUUUGUUCCUCAAAGAAGAUAUCAAGAAGACAAUAGAUGCUCCGCGAUUCCAUCACCAACUGUUGCCAAACUACAUAGAAUAUGAGACUCUAUUUCCUCAGAGUACCUUGGAAGAUUUGAGAAAAAUGGGCCACAAAACUCACGUCUUAGGAAGUAAAAUGGUUGGUAUUUUGAUGGGGAUCGCAAGAGGAGAAGACGGUUUGCUGUAUGCCAAUUCCGACUACAGAAAAGGAGGGAAUGUCGACGGGUUCUGAGAACUCGUUCAAGCAUUUUGAUGUCUGAAAUACCGUCCAUUGUAAAAUUUGUAUAUAGACUCUCAGCAGUAUUUUUAAAUGUCAUGUUCAUGUUUGAAUUUACCAAGAGAAUUCUUAAUGCGUGACAAACUUUCAAAACUUGAAAACAGAAAUACAGUUGAACUCCGAUUUAACGAAUUCACCGGGCCCGAAACUUUUAUACGUUAAAUCGGGGUUAUUCGUAAUAUCGGGGUGUGAAAAUCGUUUUUUUAAAUGCACUCACAUUACCUAAUAAGCAACUGCGCAAAAAAUAUCCAUAAUUCGAGUGUUUACAUUUUUUAUUCAGCAUCCCACGACUUAUUACCACGCUGGUUAAUUUGAAGUUCUUAACUACUGAGUAAUAGAUGUUUGACAAUUCCUUGAUACUUGACUCGAAAUAGCUCUCCUUCGACUUUAUGGGAAAAAGAAAAUACUGUGUCGUUUACAGCGUGCUGCAUGAAAGAUGUUUUUACAGUUUCCAGGCUAUGUAAAGCAUUAAAAAAUGUUAAGUUUCAAUGGCAGUUUCACUAUCGCUUCCUGCAUCAGAAUCACUAUUUGUUGACUGUCCCCUCGCAAAAAUGGCUGAUUUCAAGAAAAGUAUUUUUUCUGCUUCGGACAAUAUGGAUGUAACAUUUGGAAAACAAUCUAAUAUUCCCUUGACCGAAAAAGAAAAAAAAAAUCGGCUGUUAAAAAAAUUCGCUUUUUCGGGGUACGUUAAAUCGGGGUUAUUCGUAAUAUCGGAGUGUGAAAAUCAUUUUUUUUUAAAUGCACUUACCCUACAAAAGCCCUAAUAAGCAACUGUGCAAAAAUAUCCGUAAUUAGAAAGUGUACACUUUUUAUUCAGCAUUCCACGACUUAUUACACGUUAGUUAAUUUGAAGUUCUUAACUACUGAGUAAUAGAUGUUUGACAAUUCCUUGAUACUUGACUCGAAAUAGCUCUCCUUCGACUUUAUGGAAAAAAGAAAAUACUGUGUCGUUUACAGCGUGCUGCAUGAAAGAUGUUUUUACAGUUUCCAGGCUAUGUAAAGCAUUAAAAAAUGUUAAGUUUCAAUGGCAGUUUCACUAUCGCUUCCUGCAUCAGAAUCACUAUUUGUUGACUGUCCCCUCGCAAAAAUGGCUGAUUUCAAGAAAAGUAUUUUUUCUGCUUCGGACAAUGUGGAUGUAACAUUUGGAAAACAAUCUAAUAUUCCCUUGACCGAAAAAGAAAAAAAAAAUCGGCUGUUAAAAAAAUUCGCUAUUUCGGGGUACGUUAAAUCGGGGUUAUUCGUAAUAUCGGAGUGUGAAAAUCGUUUUUUUUAAAUGCACUUACCCUAUCUAAAAGCUCUAAUAAGCAACUGUGCAAAAAUAUCCGUAAUUAGAAAGUGUACACUUUUUAUUCAGCAUUCCACGACUUAUUACACGUUAGUUAAUUUGAAGUUCUUAACUACUGAAUAAUAGAUGUUUGACAAUUCCUUGAUACGUGACUGGAAAUAGCUCUCUUUCGACUUGAUGGAAAAAAGAAAAUUACUGUGUCUUUUACAGCGUGCUGCAUGAAAGCUGUUUUUACGUUUCUAGGCCAUGUAAAGCAUUAAAAAAUGUUAAGUUUUAAUGGCCGUUUCACUAUCGCUUCCUGCAUCAGAAUCACUAUUUGUUGACUGUCCCCUCGCAAAAAUGGCUUGAUUUCAAGAAAAGUAUUUUUUUUGCUUCGGACAAUAUGGAUGUAACAUUUGGAAAACAAUCUAAUAUUCCCUUGACCAAAAAGGAAAAAAAAAUCGGCUGUUAAAAAAAUUCGCUAUUUCGGGGUACUUUAAAUCGGGGUUAUUCGUAAUAUCGGGUUGUGAAAAUCGUGUUUUUAAAUGCACUUACCCUACCUAAAAGCUCUAAUAAGCAACUGUGCGAAAAUAUCCGUAAUUCGAAAGUGUACACUUUUUAUUCAGCAUUCCACGACUUAUUACACGCUAGUUAAUUUGAAGUUCUUAACUACUGAAUAAUAAAUGUUUGACAAUUCCUUGAUACUUGACUCGAAAUAGUUCUCUUUCGACUUUAUGGAAAAAAGAAAAUACUGUGUCAUUUACAGCGUGCUGCAUGAAAGAUGUUUUUACAGUUUCCAGGCCAUGUAAAGCAUUAAAAAAUGUUAAUUUUUAUUGGAAGUUUAAUUAGCACUUUCUGCAUAAGAAUCGUCAUUCAUUGGUUGCCCCUCGCUCAUUAAAACUUGCUGAUUUCAAGAAAAGUAUUUUUUCUGCUUCGGACAAUAUCAGGGCCGGAUUUAGCGGAGGGCAGGCGGAGCUACUGCCCCGGGGCCUCCACAACAAAGGGGCCCCCACAAUAAAAUUUUUACAAAACAUCCUAACUUUCAACGGUCAGCAAAUUUUACGUUUUUUCUCCUAUACAAAUUAUAAUAAUAAUAAUGUAAAAAAAUAAAUAGCAGUAACUUUAGGAUGUAUUUACUAUUAAAGUGCUGAUCGAAAAUAUCGGAUAUAUACAUGUAUAUCAAAAUAUUCGGAUAUAUAUCAAAGUAUCGGAUAUUUUCGAAAAUAUGAUGAUAUUUUCGAACCUUGAU